UUUGAGCGUCAAGUUGAAGUGAAGCUGUAUUCGUCCUGGGUGUCGGUUUGGAAGAUUUGUAUAUUUAUAUUCGCUUUUAUGUCACUUCAGAUUAUUAUUUUAUUUAAUUUUUUCUAAAUUAUAGUUAGAUUUUCUAUACUUUCACGUUUUUAAUGUUAUUUUGAUAACAAAACAGAAACAUAUGCAAGAACGAUGGAAGAAGAGUUGAGAGCGGUGGUGAUUGGAAAGCAUCACUCUGGGAAAACAUCGGUGAUCAACACUAUACUGGAGACCAGAACAGAAGCUGAAGGAGAUGAAGAUGUAAAGAGAGAGGGGAUUAUUGAUGACAGGAGAGUCAGUCUUGUUGAAACUCCUGGCUGGUGGAAAACCUUCAAUCUGAGUGAUUUAUCUAACCUCUCCAAACAGCAGCUGGUUCGCAUGAUUUCCAUGAUUUCACCUGGACCUCAUGUGGUUCUGAUUGUGAUUCAGGCUGAUUCUGCAUUUACUGAAAAUGACGGGAGGUUUCUGGAGGAUUAUGUGGAGAUGCUGGGUCCCAAUGUCUGGACUCACACCCUCGUCAUCUUCACAAGAGGAGAUUUAAUGAAACCAGAAGACAUAGAGCAGAAUAUUCAGAAGGACGGGUCUGCACUCAAGCGACUUAUUGAAAAAUGUGAAAAUAAAUAUCAAGUUUUUAAUAAUUCAAACCAUUACGACCGAACCCAAGUCAAAGAGCUGUUCAAGAAAAUCAAAGGAAUUGUUCGUAAGAAUAACGGCAAGCACUUUGACAUCGAUCUGAAGAAAGUAAAGGAAGUCAACGAGCAGUGGGAGGAAAUUCAGACCAGAGCAAAUUCUAGAAAAUCCAGAGUACAGGAGAAACGGUCAAAAGUUCAAGAAAAAGCAUAUGUGCGUCGUCUUGAGGAGAUCAGAAUUGUUUUGCUGGGAUGGGUUCAUUGUGGAAAGAGUUCAGCUGGAAACACCAUCUUGAACCAAGACACAUUUGCCACAGGAAGGAAGAUUACUGUUUUGGACACUCCAGGCUGGUGGAAGUACUUCGCAUCUGAACUCAACCCAGAUUUCAUUAGAUCUGCGAUCAUAGGAUGUGUUUCAUCAUGUGAGAAGCCCCCUCAUGCCAUACUGCUUGUGAUUCCAGCAGAUACAGCAUUUCAGGAAGAACAAAAGAGGAUCACUGAACAAAAUAUGUCUAUCCUGGGAGACGACAUCUGGAGACACACAAUAGUUUUGUUCACGUGGGGCGAUAGAUUUAAAAACAUCUCAAUCGAGCAGCACAUUGAGAGUGAAGGUGAAGCUCUUCAGUGGCUGAUUGAGAAAUGCAGGAACAGAUAUCACCUCUUUGACAACACAGACAAGAACAAUCGAGAUCAAGUCACAGAGCUGCUCCAGAAGAUUGAUGAGAUGGUGGAAGAAAACUGCUUGUUCCAUGUCAACACACAGAAAAACUGUGAUUCAGAAACAAGCCAUCAGAGAAAUGACACCGAGGAGGAUCUGAAUAUACCGAUCAGACUGAAGGAUGUCUGCAACUUUCUUGAAGUGGCAUUUAAAAUAAAAGCUGAAGAGAUAAGAAAGAAGAUACAAAACUUAUAUGAGCAGAUCAUGGAAGAUUGUCUAAUCCUUGAGGAUUCUCGGAGUAUGAAUUUUCCUCCUGACUAUGACGAUAAACCUCCCGAUGACCCACUUCAGCAGGACAGCAUGUCUGAGCCAAUUAAAACUCUUCUGGAGAGAGAGUUCAUCAGAUGGGAAACUAUCAUCAUAGAUGGUGUUCGAGAAAGUUUACAGGACAUUAAAUCAUUAAUUGAUCUAUCUCAGGCUGAGAAGAGGCAACAGUCAGUGGAUGCUGUUGAGAGAUGGCUACAGAACUACAAUCAAUAUGUUGAACAUACUAUUGAUAAAAUACAAGAUCCAGAAUCAGGGAUCAGGUCAAAGAGAAGGAAGAUAUAUUAAUAUUUUUGACUCAUUUCACUAUUAACUAAAAUAGAGAGAGCACUGUGUGUAAAUAUGUUUUAAUACACACACCCUGUGUGGUUAUGCCAAGAGUUCAGGUAACGUACUGAGAAAUCAGAUAAAUAUUUAUCUUUCACAUGCAUUCAUUAACUCACGCAAUAACCGGUUCUCACAUGACUUUCAGUACUGAUAAAGUCACUUCAUUAAAUUAACCAUUUUAUACAGACAAACCAAGACCUCUUUUAUCAGAAGUGCUGUUAAUAAACCUUGUUGCUGUUUGUGCUGUAAGUUUGUAGUAUCAUUUUUUUCUGUUGAAUUAAAAGAAACAAUUCACCAGAUCGUUGUGCUGUUGACCGUGAUAAUAACCAGAAGUUCUGGUUUGUAUAAGGAAAAACACACAAUGAGAUUUUUUGUAAAUAACACUUUAACAGUCACCACUGAGAAUCUAUUACUAAAUAUAUUGUAGAAACGUAAUAUUUUGUAAAGUUGCUUUGCAGCUGUUCAUACUGUGAAGGGCACUAUACAAAUAAACUCAAAUUGAAUAUGAUUUUAAGCUGAUGAUUAUCUGUUGUGUGGAACUGUUAACUGUAGAAACAAAGUAAAAGGUCUUAGUGUAAAACAAGAAAUACAAGUAAACAAAAGACUUCAGGUGCUCUGUGGUUUUGCUGAACUUAUCAAAUUCUACAUCUACCUUCCAAUAGAAUUAUCUGAUCCAACACGUGGACAUCAAUAUAAUGAAUGAUCAAAAAUGUACAGUACAUGACAUUUAAGCGUUCAAAUGCACAUUUUAUUCAUACAAAGUAUUUCUAAACCAGAGCCUUAGUGAUUAAAGAGCAGUUAUUUUCUAUUUCAUUUACUUUCAUUCUACUCCAGGUACUCUACCUGUUGUAAUGUUCCUCUGAAGAAGUAUUUUUGAUUAUGAUUUGUUUGUCCCCUUGAAUUGCAAAAAAU
Messenger RNA from Carassius auratus (goldfish), 2889 nucleotides. Its product is annotated as GTPase IMAP family member 8-like. The transcript is spliced from 6 exons. The record is from RefSeq and is a predicted model, not a curated record. Gene Ontology annotation, molecular function: GTP binding. Bases 193 to 1938 code for a protein of 581 amino acids. NCBI's taxonomy places the organism in Eukaryota, Metazoa, Chordata, Actinopteri, Cypriniformes, Cyprinidae.